UGCGGCGCCCCCACACACAGGUGUAUACCAGGGGCGCAGGCAGGCGGGCAGGUGUGAUGGAAUGCAACGCCACUUUCACUCAUCUCAGUAUACCUGGGAUGUUUUAUUAAUGAGGGGAACAUGUUUGCGUGUAUCCAGUGUGUCGCCUUCCCUGAGGACUAGAGGCACCCACACAAGACCUCGCUGAUGUGGCUGUGAGGCGCGGCAGCCCUGAGGGAGCACCAUGGACAGCCUCCACCUGCGCCUCCUCAGCAUCUGGGAUGAGGUGGUGGAGAACUGGCACUUCCUGUCCGACCUGGUGACGGCACGGCUCCCAAAGCGGCACAAUUCAGUUGGCGUGGCUACCGGUGACCUCAGCCAUGACUCAGAUGGGCGGGUGUGGGUGGAGGUGGGCGGGCCGGGGCUGAGGCUGCGGGUGAUCCACCUUCACCCGGCCAACCCGGCCCUUGCUGAGCUGCUGGCCACCCGGGCCACGGAGGCAAGGCAGAGUGACCAGGAGGAUGCCUUCAAGCUGCCAGCCGAUGAUGAGAUCUCCCUGGCCUCGCUGGAGGACUACUGGUUCAACCACUGGGAGGGGCCCUUCGUCACUGCCGACUCCAACCAGAACACCGUCAACUUCAGGAGGUCCAGAAGGAGCUUAAGGAAAUCAAAGAGAAAGUUCCGAUGUUCAGUCUGUAAUAGGAAGGUUGUGGGCGCUGACGGCCUCCACGAUGACGGCCAGGACCCUCAGUGCUUUGAGCGGGAGAACGUCCUGGCCCACGUCCCGUCCGUCAAGCUGGAGACAAUGAGCCCAAAGCUUGAGGACCCCGCUGGAGGGAGCUCGGAUGAGGAGGGCACCAAGCCAACCAUCAGUGAGGAACUACUCUCCAGGUAUAGUGCCAGUGAUGAGCAGCUGGCCCGGGCCCACCGAGUGCUGGACCAUGAGUUGCGGACCAGCUUCACGCUCUUCGCCGAGGAGGCCGUCACCCAGGACGUCAUAGAUGGGGUCAGCAUGAGUGUUGACGAUGGAAGCAGCUCCCCUGAUGCCUCCCAGCGCUUAGCUCCCCCGGUCUACAGCCCGAGGCAGUCAAGGUCUUGUCCCUGCAGUCCAAAACUCUCAAGUCGUAACCACAGCCCCAAGUCUAAUGCCGGGAGCCCAAAGCCACAGUCCAGGUCUGGCAGCUCUAAAUUCUCCCUCAGCAGUUCCCUGAUGGCAAUACACAGGCAAGCCUCAAACUCCUUAAGGACAGACUUUUUGAAAUUUGACUCCGGAAAGAGUGACUUUGGUGGCUCCAAGAGUGACUCCCAGCAGAGCAGUCUGAGGAACGAACUGCGCUACACAAAGUCAAGUGCAGAUGCGCAGAUGGGAAACUUUGACACAUCCCUCGCUGAACAGUCCACCAGCGACAGCCAGCAGGAGACACCCAAGAACGCCUUACACGAGAGCCAUUCCUUGCCCACGCUGAAGCUAGCAAAGAUGUCCAUGACCUACAAGGGUGGUGUUGUGGUGAACCAUGAGAGGGAAGCAAACUUUGGCCAAUACUCAGACACAACCAAGCUUAUCACCGAGGGAGCGUGUGCCCUUCCCUCCACUCCUGAAGAUACUCCCAUGCCUGAGGGGCUCCCAGGGUCACCUCAGCUCCUCCCUGAUGUGGUUCCGAGAUACGGGGCGACAUCCUCCCCCUUGAGCCAAAUACUGGAGUCAAAACCAACAUUCUCAGUCUCAUCAUCACCAGAUAGCUACGGAGCAUGCGGCUUUGACCAGAGGGAAGGGAUCAUCAACCUCGGAUUUGACGGGCAUGAGGAGAGUUCAGACUUUGCUGAUUUAAAUGAGUUCUACAGUACAAAAGGGAAGUCGGAACACAGCCCGUCAUUGUGGAGGAGGCGAGGCUCAGGGGACAGCGACAUUGACAUAGGGAAGAGCAACAUACAGAUGAACAUUGGCUCGGUCCACGCCAUUUCCAUCGGCCACUCCCCACAGGGUCAGGAUGUCGCCUUGUCCCUGGAGGUGCCCCCUGUGCAGAAUCAAGACCAAGGUGGUAAGGGUGCCAGUAAUGGGUGUGAGAACAGUGACAACGCCUCCUGCAGCAGUGCCACCACAGCCUCCACCGCCAGCCCCUCCGCCUCCCCACACAUUAACUCAGCGGACGGGCUGCCCACCGCCGCCCACCGCAUAAUAGAGGAGGCGGAUGAGGAGGAAGAGUCUAUGCCCUAUGACCACAUGCACGUGGCGCGCCAGAUGGUGUUCUGGUGGCAGAAACCAAACACCAGCAAUGACGAGUUUUGUCAGAACAGUGAGUGCAAAGUGAAGCAAAAGCCCCUGUUGCUCUUCCUUCACGGCAUGGGGAGCAGCAGCGACCACUGGCGGCGGCAACUGUGGUACUUCGUCACACGCGGCUACGAGGUUGUAGCGCCAGACCUGAUGGGCCACGGGUUGAGCUCUGCCCCAAAGGACGCCGAGCACUACACCUUCUCACAGAUGCUGGACCAGAUCACCCUCGUCUUUGACCUGUUCGUUCCGCAGGGCCGCAAGUGUGUCGUGAUUGGGCACGGCUAUGGGUGUUCCUUGGCCGCAGCGCUGGCGAGGGGCCGAGUGUCAUCUGUGCGUCUGGUGAUCCUGGCCAGCUGUGGAGGACCCAGCCCACUCAUCCCCAACCCGCCCAACAAGUCCUUCCUCCACUCACGCCUCGCCACCUUCCUCAGUCCCUUCUUGGCAUGUGGCUGCUGCAGCCGUGAGAUCCUGCACACCCCACGCGGGAAGCACUUUGCCGUGAACGCACUCUCUGGCUCCUCCAUCACCCCAACGCCUCGCUACGUGCUGGAAAACGUGGCUCGAGGACAAAACUGGCCCGAGGGUGAUGUUGCCUUCCACCGGCGGAUCACUGUGCCCACGCUGCUGCUCCACGGCAUGAAGGAUGACCGCGUGACCCUGGUGGAGAUGUGUGAGAUGGAGAGGACCAUUCCCCGGGCCUUCCUGGAGAUGGUCCCCGGCGGAGGCCAUGACCUGAUGCUGGACGCCCCCGUGGAGGUGAGCCAAGCCGUCCACCGCUUCAUCAAGAGGUGGAACCGCCAGAUGUAGCUCCCGGGCUGAGAGGGAGCCGGCAGAAUGCAGGAUAAGGUGUACUCAGCUCGUAGUUGUCUGUUUUCUGUCCUCUCAUUUGCUCAAGUUACUGUUACUGUUGCUUCGUGGUCGGAAGUUGCAUCACAAUUGUAUUACAUCUUUCUAUAUUUACGUCGCUGCCUGUUGCGCCGGUAGGCAUCUUCCUGGUGGGGGCUGAUGGUCGGCCCAAGGCUUCUUCCAGGUGGGGCCUGAUGGUCGGUCCAGCCCGUUCUGGCGCAGGCGAGUGUUUAUAGUGGCGCCAUCUUGCAUUGGCUCAUGCUGCCCCCCGGAACUCGUUCUUGAUUCGCUUGGACGGCUUCCGCUAGAGUCCGGGUUGAUGGGUGGUCUUCAGGAUAGCAUGUGGGUAGUUUUAAGCCACUCGGCGGUGACUGAAAAACCCGAGUGGUAGCGUGGGGAUUCGAACCCGCGCCGUCCAUCACGCGGUGAAUGUGAGCCCAGUACGCUACCACUUCGGCCACCGCCUACCCAUGACUAAUUAUAACUCUUUUGAUCCUUUUAACAACAUUCUGGACUAUGUACAUGUAUAUAAUUGUUAUAAUGUUACUGAGCUGUCAUCAUGGGCAGCGUUAUGAUUCACAAAGGAAUGCUGUAGAGCAGAGCGGCAGAUAUCAUUUACUCGAAUCUUAAAAAUUCACGGAGCAAGAGUUUGCGCACCACUUUUUUUUUUCUUGCAUAUGAUCCUUACUCAUGUAAGUAACCCUUCUGUGCUACUUUGAUAAUACUCAUGUAUGAACUCUUAAUGCUUUAAUGAGGUAUGACUCAACUUGUACCUUUUUCUUAGUACUUACACUCAAGAAGAGUUUUGUACUCAGUAUUAGCUUGUAGGGUUUUGCUGAACACACUCCUAAUGUCAUUCAUCAGUGGAGACAGGCCUCAGUCAGUCUGGUGGUUUAUGAGGAGUGUCAGAACAUCCCUUGAUUGGCUGUUACACCAAGGACACGGGGUGAGGGCCAGAGGAGUCAGCAGGGAGGGCGUGAGAGGGGUUUGAAAGAUUGUAAAACCUUUCGUUUAAUUAAUGGAGACUCACUGGUGCAGUUUUUCUUUUAAGUAAUAGUUUACUUUGAUAGUUUACUAUUAUUUCCUGUGCACAGUGCAUGCUGUUAUAUACAUUUAUGAUGCAUAUGGCUGGGUACCAAAUGGAAUAUAGAAUUUCUCCUUUUCAAACCUCUUGACAUUCAUUGCCAUCAUUGCUGCUAUUUUCAGCUGCAUUUUGAAACCAAAAGCACUGUCAUUUUCAGCAUCCUGUUGCUUUAUAAAAGAACUCUAUGUAAAGUUUUCAACAAGGGUCCACUCUGAUGUGUCAAUACUCAAUGCACUGGGACUGUUUUAGCUGUUUAUUGUUUGUGUACAUGUGAGUGAAGGUUACUUCGUCAGUACUCACAUUAGACACAUUGGCACUGUGCUGUGUCUCUUAUACAUGAAAAUGUAAAUUACUCUUCAGGUUC
Messenger RNA from Eriocheir sinensis (Chinese mitten crab), 4545 nucleotides. RefSeq lists its product as uncharacterized. Bases 224 to 3058 code for a protein of 944 amino acids. Gene Ontology annotation, molecular function: catalytic activity. The record is from RefSeq and is a predicted model, not a curated record. The transcript is spliced from 12 exons. NCBI's taxonomy places the organism in Eukaryota, Metazoa, Arthropoda, Malacostraca, Decapoda, Varunidae.